AUGGAUCUGAGUUCCCAACUAAAUUAGAUGAAAUUUAUAAAAGGUCUUGAUUUUCGCAAGAAUCUUAUAGACAAUGGACACUUGGGUCAGGGCAACAACAUGGUAUACAAUGUCUUACUCAAUGGGAAAAUGUACGCAUUAAAAUAAGUAAUAAUGAAUUCAUGCAACAUUGAAAAUGAAAUCAAAAUUAUGCAAUCAUUAUCUCACUCCCCAUACGUGAUCAAUCUGAUUGAUUAUAUGAUAUUAGAAACAGUCCAUUAAGAUAAAUACACUUAAAGUCAGUAAUUUGCAUAUUUGCUUAUGGAAAAGGGUUAGCAGAAUCUAGAGCAAUAUCUUAAACAGAGAGAGCAGCAAUAUCUAGAGGUCGAGGAGUUGCACAGGAUAUUGGAAUAACUAAUAAAUAUAUUUGAGGAUCUCCAACAAAAAAACAUUGCUCAUCGAGAUAUAAAAUUAGUCAACAUUCUAAUUAUGGAACAAUUUUAACUCAAAGCAUGCGAUGUUGGCUGCAGCUCCCAAGUGGAAACCAUUUAAACUAUCAGCGUUGUCGGAACAGAAUCCUACUUAGCUCCAGAGUUGUUGAAUGCAGAAACUCAUAAACUUAAACACAACCCCUUUAAAAGUGAUGUCUACUCUUUGGGAUUGUGUUUUCUCUACAUAGUCACUCUUUAAUUAAUACACUCAAGAUAAAAAGGAUAUACUCAAGUUGAAGAGGAAAUAACUGCAGCUUAUUUAAAGAUUGUUAAAAGAAUUACUGCUGAAGAUAAUCUAAUUCUGUCAAUCCUCAAAAAAAUGUUGUAAAUCAAUCCUAUCAAUCGACCUGAUUUUAUAUAAUUGAAAUAGAUUUAUCUACAACUAAAAGAAUCUCAAAAUCAACUAACUAACCUAUCCAAAGGAACUACCUUUGAAUCUUUUGAAUCCCCAAAACGAUCCCCUUUGUAAUUCGAUUAUCUUUCCCCUGAUGCUGUAUUAAAGAGAGGGAGAAAUACAGGAUCUAAUUUUUAUAAGGAGGAAAGAUAACAUUCAGUCAAAAACCUACCUUCUAAUUUGAGUAACUCAAAAAAAUAAAAAUCUUAAGCCAAUCUAUUAUCAGAAUCAACGAGGAAAAUAUAAUCCUCAAAAUCACCCUCUAAUUCUUCAACUCAAAAUUUGCAUUUAAAGGAUUCAACACUCUCGAAAACCUCUUCCUCAAAUCCCAUUAAAAUUACUCAAUAGAACAAACCAAAAUUCUACUAAGCUCCUGUUUCCCCAAAUCAUAGUCAAACCAAUUUCUAACAGAGGCAAUUCUCUAAAUUCCAUCAAUCUGUAAUUGAAAGUAAAAAAGCUUACACUGAGAGCUACUCUCAACCUUUCCCAGCAAUUCAAACAAUUUUACCUACUGAACAGUAGUAGCCAUAUGAUGAUUUUCUCUAUUGCAGCUAUGAAGAUCUAAUUAAUUCAUACUAAUUUUAGAAUUAUGUUUGCCUCAUACAAACAAGGCAAAAAUCGAAUUCAAAACGAAGCAAAUGCUAAUUGCCUAACAGUUGUAAAUUAUUAAAUUUAUAACUCAAUAACUAAACUCCAGAACUUCAUUUAUCUCCAAUUAAUGACAUACAAAUAUUGAUCCUUGAAUUAAUUGAUGAUUGUAAUGAUCAUAAUCAAAAUUAUAGGUGGUCCGAAAAUCUCAUUUGCAUGAACUUUUAAGCAAUUACAUAACUGAAGAUUAUUGUUAACACUCAAUAAUCUUAAGCAAAUAAUAUUAUAUAAUUUCUUAACAAAAUUUAGCACAUCCCUAAAAUUUAAUUAAUAUUUCAAUCUCAAAUAUCAGAAUCGGAUCAUAGAACUAUUAUGUGGAAAUUAAGCAGAUAUAAUUGCACUUCCCUUGAAUUUAGAUUACCUCAUAUUAAAUUAAUUUUAACUCAAAACUCUUAAUUAUGGUAAUUCAAUUAAUCUUUGGAAGAAUUGUACUUGGAUUAUGAAGAUUGUGGGAUCCAUUAGAUAUUUUCAUUUCUAGUUGCAUCUUUAAGAACAGUUGAAUUUAAGAAGUUCUACAUCAAUUUAUCAAAUUUGCAAUCAAAAGAUUCAGAAAUUAGUUUGUUUCUUGAAUAUUUAGGAACCAAAUAAUUACUCAGAGACUUAACAUUAAUUAUGGAUCACAUUGCAAAUUACGAUAGAAUGGUAUAAGAAAAAUUGAAGAAUAAUAUAUCUAAAUUAAAAAAUCUAGAGAGAGUGCAACUAUCACUGGUGGGUAAUAAUACUAAUGUUGAGUUCUUGGAAAAAUUAUUACAUAUUUUAGAAUCACUCAAUUUAGUUAAAGUAAUAAUUAUACGUUUAGACAGGAUAUUCUAAAAAGCAUAGAUAAGAGAAUUAAUUAAGAUAUUUCCAUUUUUGAAUUCAUUUGUUUUAUAAUUUUAUGGUACAGAUAACACAUUAACAAUCAUCAUGCAUAAUAAUGGAUUACAAAAAUAAUAAGAUUAUGGAACCACGAAAUGUAACUAAGGGAAAUAAGUCAUUUUGAGUUAAAUGUAUGAGUGUAUAAAAUGUUCUAAAGUUCACUCUUUCUUCUUAAAACAUAAAUUUCAAAUAUGCAGCACAUGUGUAACAUAUUGUCAUUCUAAAUGUGAUAAUUUUAAUUUGAAUAAAGAAACAAUAACAGUUAGUUCAGAUUCAUUGACAUAAAGUUAAUUUCUUAGUAAUAACAUUAAGAAGAAUCACACUUUUAUUGAAUCAAACGAUACAUAAGAUUUCAAAUGUUAUUGUAACUUAUUGGGUAAUUGUACAUAAGCAAUUUGCAAUAAGGAUAGAAACAGAAAUGAAAUUUAGUUUAAGUAUAAAACUUAUAUUUAUUAGAUGCAAAACAUGCAAUAAGAUACUCUGUCGAUAGUGCUCCUCUGA
Molecule: messenger RNA, 2871 nt
Organism: Paramecium tetraurelia
Lineage: Eukaryota; Ciliophora; Oligohymenophorea; Peniculida; Parameciidae
Exons: 2
Biological process (GO): protein phosphorylation
Molecular function (GO): protein kinase activity; ATP binding
Source: RefSeq, a predicted model, not a curated record